AUGAUAUGUUAUGGCAUAUACCUUAGGCAUGUGCUUUUUUUUUCUCUUCGAAAUGUUGUUUGUUUCGGAGGUAAAGGUGAUGAUGAUGAUGAUGAUGAUGACGAUAGUGAUGAUAAUAAUAAUGAUAAUGAUAAUGAUCAUGAUGAUGGUGAUGAUAUGUUUGGAGUUGUUGCAAAGGUGAUUCAUCAUUAUUAG
Molecule: messenger RNA, 195 nt
Organism: Loa loa (African eye worm)
Lineage: Eukaryota; Metazoa; Nematoda; Chromadorea; Rhabditida; Onchocercidae
Exons: 2
Coding region: 1-195 (64 amino acids)
Source: RefSeq, a predicted model, not a curated record